Carassius carassius (crucian carp) is the source of this 2689-nucleotide messenger RNA. RefSeq names its product galactosylgalactosylxylosylprotein 3-beta-glucuronosyltransferase 1-like. Gene Ontology annotation, biological process: carbohydrate metabolic process; chondroitin sulfate proteoglycan biosynthetic process. NCBI's taxonomy places the organism in Eukaryota, Metazoa, Chordata, Actinopteri, Cypriniformes, Cyprinidae. Gene Ontology annotation, molecular function: galactosylgalactosylxylosylprotein 3-beta-glucuronosyltransferase activity. The record is from RefSeq and is a predicted model, not a curated record. The transcript has 9 exons. Gene Ontology annotation, cellular component: Golgi membrane. Bases 853 to 1929 code for a protein of 358 amino acids.
GGGUCUCUGCCUCGCCGAGGAGGCUACGUUAGAGCCACAUAAACACAUUCACAGAUGUGUCUCUAUGCAUUCUGACAGCCCGACUGAGCCACGACUGCCACACUGAAUGAAGACCGAGAAAUCAGGGGGAGAGACGAAAAACAACCACCAAGCAAACUACCACACCAUUUCUGCAGGGUCUUGCCCAUUUCCCUCUCUCUCGGAUUGUGAGAGCACGUCUGACAGGGAAGAGAGGAAAACAGGGGAGAUCUACCGGCAGAUUCGUCCCCUAGGCUCCCAAUUACAACCCGUGUUUCCACUUUGAACUUAGAAGCCACAGCACAAACAAAUACAGGGAUGCUCUGACCAAAAACAAAGAAAAGAAGAGGAGAAUAAGAAAUCAAGAGAGACUCACGAAGACAAAGAGUGAGAGAAGGAGGGAUUUUCAAUGAAUGGAGCAUGCAGCAUCAUGUAGUGGAAAUAACUGCAUUUACGUAAGAUGACCCCUCUUGUGUCCACAGCCGCCCGCUGAGGACGUGACUGCCCACGUGGUCUGGAUGCCAGCAGCUCCCUCUCAGAGCCCCUGACGUCCCCUGGCAAUCUGAGAAAGACAUCCUCAUCCUCCGUUUACACACUCUUGACCUCCCGGUCCGCGAGGAUUAUUGAGUCUCCGGAUUACUGAAGUGUCCGGUUUAGCCGUGGGAGAAAGGGCACACUAUUACUUGAACUUUGGACCCCAGCAUGAGAUGCUCUGGGAGCCAGCAGCAUGGUGGAUGACCUCCAGCAUGCGGCCGUCACAGCUGGACCUCACGCUCGUGGCUAUCCGUCUUUUGUAACUAAGGGUAAUGACCAGACAUAGAACCAAUCCUGGAGAUGCCGAAGAGAAGAGAUAUUCUUGCCAUCGUGUUGAUUGUGUUACCAUGGACCCUCCUCAUCACUGUGUGGCACCAAAGUGCAAUUGCCCCCCUGUUUGCCAUCCGAAAGGUCUGUCACCAUCUAGUAAAAGAGAUCUUAAUCAUACCAGAGCGUCUAACCAUCCACCGGCAACGGCUAGCAGAUGACGGGACAGAGACUAGGCACGACACUGGACCAGCCACAGACUCAAAGGAAUAUUGCUCACAGGACAAGGACAUAGUGGAGGUGGUCCGUACAGAAUACGUGUACACAAGACCUCCUCCCUGGUCCGAUGUAUUGCCCACCAUCCAUGUCAUCACUCCGACAUACAGCCGCCCCGUGCAGAAGGCCGAGCUAACACGAUUGGCUAACACCUUCCUCCAUGUGCCCAACCUGCACUGGAUUCUGGUCGAGGACUCUCAGAGGAGAACUCCUCUGGUCACGAGGCUUCUGAGGGAAACGGGGCUGAAUUACACACACCUCAAUGUGGAGACCCCACGGAACUACAAGCUGCGAGGGGACACGAGAGAUCCCAGGAUUCCACGUGGCACCAUGCAAAGAAACCUGGCUCUGAGAUGGCUACGGGAGACCUUCAAAUCCAACAGCAGCCAGGCAGGAAUCGUCUACUUUGCUGAUGACGAUAAUACAUACAGCUUGGAGCUGUUUGAGGAGAUGCGAUCAACUCGUAAAGUAUCAGUGUGGCCUGUAGCAUUUGUUGGAGGUUUACGAUACGAGUCUCCAAAGGUCAACGCAGCAGGAAAAGUGUACGGGUGGAAAACAGUAUUCGACCCUCACCGGCCCUUUGCCAUUGACAUGGCAGGGUUUGCUAUCAACCUGCGACUCAUUCUGUUUAAGCCUCAGGCCUACUUCAAGUUACGAGGGGUGAAGGGAGGCUAUCAGGAGAGCAGCCUUCUCAGAGAGCUGGUCACUCUCAGUGACCUGGAACCCAAAGCGGCCAACUGCACUAAGAUUCUUGUGUGGCACACACGAACAGAAAAACCUGUCCUGGUGAACGAAGGAAAGAAAGGCUUUACAGACCCAAACGUGGAGAUCUGACAUCUGCUUCAGUGUCGGGAUGCCCCCAGAAGGACCCAAAAGGGGAUGGCAGGGAAAUAUUACCCAAUACCACAUUUUUGAACAGUUUGGAUGCUUAUUCCUAUAAACCACACCUAAACAAGCUCAACAAUAUGGACCUAUUAUUCUAAAGCACAGAUUAGUCUCUUUUUUUAAGGCAAUAUCAUCAGUAUUUUGCAAGAACAAAACCAGAGGGCACUAGACAGAAAGGAAGUUAUGUAUAUUGAUGAGGGAACAUGAGAACUGCUAAAACUCCUCACUUCAAUGGAUUUAUAAACUCUGGCUGAAGAGGAGACACAAAAAAUGGUCACAACAGUCUCAAAGACUGACCAAGAGCGAACUGUUAUCCAUUAUUAAACGUUGAUGUUCCUUCAUGUCUAACGGAUUGAUACUUAAACAUGAAGGGAAUGUCUUCUUUUUACAUAAUGUGUAUUUUAAGUUUGUUUUUGUUGUUUACAUUACUGUCUUGCUAGCACAGCACUACUGAUAUUUUGCCUUAGUUCAAACUCAGCGUCACUUUGCAGUAUUAAACCAGUUCUAUCAUAUACCAGGGCUAGCUGCUAUACUGGAUUUAGUGAUUACGAAGUUGUAACACGGAUCUCAUGAAUAUGAAUAGCAGUCAAACUUGUUCCUGUGCGUCCAUUGUUCCUGUUAGGACAUGCGUUGUAAAUAUAAUUUAAAGAUGAACAAUCAGAGACUUUAAAAUAAAGUGGUCUAGCAUUCAACAGAACAAACAAUGUAA